Messenger RNA from Penaeus chinensis, 4117 nucleotides. RefSeq lists its product as uncharacterized. The record is from RefSeq and is a predicted model, not a curated record. NCBI's taxonomy places the organism in Eukaryota, Metazoa, Arthropoda, Malacostraca, Decapoda, Penaeidae. The transcript is spliced from 9 exons. Gene Ontology annotation, molecular function: phosphoric diester hydrolase activity. The coding region runs from base 65 to 3631 and encodes 1188 amino acids. Gene Ontology annotation, biological process: lipid metabolic process.
GUGUCGCCAGAGGAGUCAGAGGAGGUGGCACGGAGCAGUCAGUGUAGGGCAAAUCACCGCCCUGAUGAGGUGUCUUCACAUGGCAGUGACGUCAUUAAUCGUGGUGACCUUGUGUCUCGCUGCGGGUCAGGUGACCAGCGCGGCGACUGACAAGAAAACAGAAUGUGGAUUUGAAAGCAAAGGAGUGUACAUCGCAGUAACGUCGGAAGCGGAGAAGGUGAAUAAUGAGUAUCUUCGGUGGUUGGAAGCCCAUUGGUUUGGCAUGGUCGAUGUCGAGUACGGCGACUGGGUAGGGCUGUGGAGCCAUGACCCGAAAGAAGGCCUUAACGGACCGCUGGACGAGUACCCAGUCUCCGCUACAGAUGGGAGCUUCAGGACAGGUCAGCGCUGGAAUGGAAGCCUCAUCCCUGACGACUUGACUGGGACGCAAGAUAUGUGUCUUCCUUACUGGGUCGGUUAUGUGAAUAAGGGAAUGCUGACUCACUCAUCUUGCCUGAUGAUACGACCCCACUGGCUAUCAGGUCUACGCACCAGUCUGAUGGACACGAGGUUAUCGAAGGUGGUUCUGCCCGGAUCUCACGACGCCGGAGCUUCAGGGCACUUUGGCCUGGCGAUCAUCGGGGACCUCGUGGGGCGCUGGACCUUCACCCAGGACGAGAGCCUGUGGCAGCAACUGGUGCUUGGUUCCCGCUACCUGGACAUCAGGAUCGCUUAUUACAAUACCACGCACGAAAAGUUUUUCGUUAAUCACGGGGAGGUUCGGAUCGCUCCCCUUCAGGGUUAUCUCGACAAUGUUGCCGCAUUCAUGGAGCAAACCGAAGAAAUUGUGAUUUUCGACGUCCAUGGGUUGCAACAUGGGUUUAGUGGGCAUCCUGAACGUCACGAAGAACUGAUAAAACUUCUAGAAUCUAAUUUCCAGAAGUGGAUGGUGCCAAAGUCACUCUCGCCAGACCCGACGCUGGGCGAAAUAUGGACGAGCGGCAGUCGGCUGAUUGUCACGUAUCCGUCCUCAGAAGCUUCAGCCUCGCCUUACUUUUGGAAUAACGUCUAUCACUUGUGGGGUGAUGUGAAUCAUCUCGCGGAUCUAGAAGCUUUCCUUUACACCUCCGUCCCGCAGCAAGUGAAUCGCGGGUCCCUGUGGUCCUCCAUGGCGGAGUUAACGCCGUCGGUGCUGGAUGUGACGCUGGACCGAUGGGGCGGACUCAGGGGCGCCGCGGCCGUCACCAACUCGCCUGUCACACAGUGGGUCAGGGAGGACCUGUGGGACCAAGUCAACAUUGUCGCCAUGGACUUCCUUCCCGCGUCCGACGUGGUGGCUAUCGCCAUUGAAGCCAACAAGUUGAAGGCAGAAUGCGUGGGAAAGAAGCGGCUGACAAACCGCGCCCGGCGAUGGUUGUCUGUCAUGGCAAACUAUGUCAAGGACGUGCAGGCUGUUGUUGGCAAUCAAAUGUGCGCCGAUGUUGUGGGCGCCGGAGGUGUGGGCGUGCGCGUGUGGCCCACGUUGCAGGCGCUACCGAGGAGGCAGACCAACAGCAUGCAGUUCCGGAUCGUUCAAAUCAACUGGGAGGCGGAGGAGGUGCAGGAGGGCGACUGGAUCGGCGUGUUUGAGCGGAACCCGAAGGAGCCUCCUGCAAGCUCGGCCGAGUCCUCAGCUCCUGACGAGGGGGCUACGGGCACGGGCGCCGCGAUCCUGUGGGAGAUGCCGCGGCCUCUCUUCUGGGACACGCCCUUCUCCACGAGCGGCAGGGUGACGACCAACGUCUCGGAAACUCGGCCUGAGCUUGCUGCGUUGGCUAUGGGCGGUUGCGUCGGUCACUGGGUGGGAUACGUGCGCAAUGGGCUAUGUGUAGCCGCCCAGUGCCUCGCCGCGCACCCACAGUGGCUUUGGGAUAACAAAGACGUGCUAGGAUCCCGUUCCCUUAGGUCCCUCAUGCUCCCAGGGACUCACAAUGCCGGCUCAUACUCCGUGAAGGACACCGACGACGUAGUGACAGCCUGGGUGGUGUGUCAGGACGAGGACAUCAUCAGCCAGCUCCUCUACGGCAUCAGGUAUUUGGACCUACGCGUGGGUUACUACCCUGACAGCCCGGAGCUCCUGUGGAUCAACCACGACCUGGUGCGGUGGCGACCCCUGGUGGAGGUGCUCGGCCAGAUCAACGCGUUUCUGACCAUCUCGCACGACCCGGUCCUCAUUGACAUACACCGCAUGCCCGUUGGGUUUGAGCACCACGAGGCCAUCCAGCUCCUACUGUCCGCCAUGAACGAGACUCUUGGAGAUCACUUCCUUUCAGAGCGGUAUGGGUCGCAGGUUACUCUGGACCAAGUGUGGGCCACAGGGAAGCGGGCCAUCUUCGCCUUCGCUGACAUCGACGUCUCCGAAGAGGAGGACUGGGUGUGGCCGCCUCUCCCCCAGGCCUGGGCUAAUGCGCAGACGCUGGAGGACCUGCGGGGCUACCUGGACACGCAGAUGGCUCGGCGGGCGGCGUCCCCAAGAUUGUGGGCUGCCAUGGUGCACCUAACACCCACCUUCUUGGACCUGCUCUUCCGCUCUCAUGAGGGCGUGCGGGGAAUGUCCGACCGCGCCAACCCUGCUGUCACCAUUUGGCUGCAGAAGCGGUGGGCACACCUGGCCAAUAUUGUGGCUUCUGAUUUCUUCAGAGGCAAUGACAUAGUCAAUGUUGCUAUCAGGACAAACCUAGCUCUGUCUGUGUGUCCUUCGUCUAGUUCUCAUGUAGCAUCUCCGCUGCGAAGGUCCACCGGCUUCAGGCUCUCGGAAUUACCAAGGAAAUUAUCAAACCCGAUCUGGGAGACCAUCAAAAACUUCGAGGAGGACCUGCCACACACCUCCUCCGCUCCGCGCCUGUCCACCCAACCCUCACUCAUCAUGAGCUUCACCUCUACCACACCUCCGUUCCAAAGGAUCACCACCUCUUCACCACCAGACGUCACCACACCUCCAUACCAGAGAGUCACCACACCUCCAUACCAAAGAGUAACCCAGGCUCCUCACCACAGAUCGCAAGGCACCUUCUCUACGGGCACGCGUGUGACGAACACUAUCUCUCCUACAACAACCCCACCGCCUCCUUCGACCACCUCACCGUCCCCAUCCCCAUCAGUUUCCUCGCCAGCUUCUACUUUACUCACCAGGAGGAUCCAGGAAGACAACAGCAUUCCAGAGGGCCUCGAACCCCAAAGACCCGAGUCCGAGUCCAUCGACUUGUCUUUAAUUUCUCCCAUACAUUCGAUAUUAGAUUUGUUUGGCUUCGACACCUCAGAUACGCGUUCAGACAGGCGACGACAAGACACAGGACAAGGAGGAACACCGUCUACCCAACAAACGAUGACAUCUGAUGACGAAACAGAAAAGUACUCAAAGAAAUUGGAUGCUAUUACGACGACUGACGAUGCAAGCGACCCAAGGACAGGGGAUGAUCCAACGGACGACCCGCCAAUAGUAGUAAGUCUGCUAAACGACCAGCCCGUUAUGACCUCUUCCUCGACCCUUAUAUCUCGUGUUAAACCAACUACCUCUCAGGGGCUCCCGGACAGACCUUUGUUAUCAUCGUCAGGAGGUACAGAGCAAACGAUUCCCUCGAUAAAACAGGGGAGCCGACAGGUUGCCGCGUAAAUCCAUCGAUUUAGCUAAUUCUAAUUUUUAUUUUUUAUUUUAUUUUAUUAUAUUUCUCUGUAAACUAAUUCCUAGGUACGUGUUUUAUACUGUUGUUGCUGAUUUUAUAUUCUAUUACAGUGGAAAUAAUUUUUAUAUGAUAAAGUGUUUUUUCCCCAGUACCUGACGACUUCACGCGCACACACACGCGCACACACAACACACACACACACACACACACACACACACACACACACACACACACACACAAACACACAAACGAAUCUCAAACACACACGCACAUACACAAGAGAUGAAUAUUAACUCGCAUUUUCUCCAUCGCAUUUUUCGUUGCAAUUGUUAUCAUGAAUUUCGCCAAAACAUGUACAUCAUCUACCACAUAUAUUGUAAUACCUCAUGCUGGUGUAGGGGAAACCCAUUUUUUGGAUGUUUUUUUUUUUAUUUUAUCAUUUCUAUCACAAGCAUAAUAAAACGUACUUCCCGAAA